AGACUUCUCGCAUUAACCACACUCUCUUCUGUGGACUUUCUUCACACACCACUAUCAGAAAACCCAAAAACAAUGCCCUUCACGACGGCAUCCUCCAUGCUCCGCCACCGAAUCUCCUCCGCCCUCAGAACCCGCGGCGGAGCAUCAUCUGGGAGAUGGACAUCGCCGGGACACGAGGAACGACCGAAAGGUUACUUAUUCAAUCGGACCCCACUACCACCUGGACAGCCUCGUAAAUGGGAAGACUGGGAGUUGCCUUGCUACAUCACUAGCUUCUUAACGAUUGUGAUCCUUGGUGUUGGUCUCAAUGCUAAGCCUGAUCUCACUAUUGAAACUUGGGCUCAUCAGAAAGCACUUGAACGACUCGAGACGGAGAAGUUGGGCCUCUCCGGUUCUUCUGAUUCUGAGUGAAAUUGGAGAUCCGGGUAUGCUUGUUUUUUGCGAAACUUUCUUGGGUUUUGUUGGGGUUGUUGAUAAUAAUGUGUACUCAGAUUAAAAGUUUUUUGACCUACUGAUUGAUUGACUGUCUUUUGGAAUUUGCAUAAUUUUAAUGCAAGCUUUUUUUUUUGGUUAA
Messenger RNA from Populus euphratica (Euphrates poplar), 574 nucleotides. RefSeq lists its product as uncharacterized. Bases 73 to 411 code for a protein of 112 amino acids. NCBI's taxonomy places the organism in Eukaryota, Viridiplantae, Streptophyta, Magnoliopsida, Malpighiales, Salicaceae. The transcript has a single exon. The record is from RefSeq and is a predicted model, not a curated record.